AUGACUAUCAUUACAGCAGCCAAUAUAACGAUUGCCACAUGGGGACUCGGACUAAUUACUUCUCCUGGUUGGGGAAUGGGAGUGUUCAUGGUGACAGCUAUGAUGAAUGAUUCAGGACAAAAGAGAAUCGUCCCAUAUCAAACAGUGUGUCUCUGGUCGUUUGCAGCGACACCCAUUGCAAUGCUCUACACUGUAGUUCAUACCAUGUCACAUGGGUAUUCAACUCCUGUUGCUCUACUUCCUUUAGUUCCCAUUCUAACUUAUGUUGGGUCUCUCUUGCUUGCCUUUAAAAAAUAA
Messenger RNA from Cavenderia fasciculata, 297 nucleotides. RefSeq lists its product as uncharacterized. The record is from RefSeq and is a predicted model, not a curated record. The transcript has a single exon. NCBI's taxonomy places the organism in Eukaryota, Evosea, Eumycetozoa, Acytosteliales, Cavenderiaceae. The coding region runs from base 1 to 297 and encodes 98 amino acids.